Molecule: messenger RNA, 5267 nt
Organism: Schistocerca gregaria
Lineage: Eukaryota; Metazoa; Arthropoda; Insecta; Orthoptera; Acrididae
Product: aminopeptidase N-like
Exons: 17
Coding region: 23-2707 (894 amino acids)
Biological process (GO): peptide catabolic process; proteolysis
Cellular component (GO): cytoplasm
Molecular function (GO): zinc ion binding; peptide binding; metalloaminopeptidase activity
Source: RefSeq, a predicted model, not a curated record
CAGUGUGCAGACAAUAGCAAAGAUGAAAACCGUAGCAGCAGCUGCUGCCGUGGCGCUGCUGGUGGCGCUGGCGUCGUCACCGACGGACGCGCAGAGGCUGCCGGGAGAGAGUUUGCCUCGCUCCUACAAGGUCACGCUGGCGCCCAAUCUCAACGAGGGGGAAAAUCCGUUCAGAUUUUACGGCUCUACCUUCAUAGAGGUGGAAAUUCUGCGCGACACGACCACACUCACGAUGCACGCAGACGUCAGCAUAGUUAUUUUGUCCGUCAUCUUGAGCAAUGGUACCCUCAUCGGCGCCAGUCAUGAACCGCUGCAGGACGGCAGCAAUUUCCUCGUCAUCACCCUCGAAGAACAGGUUUUUGCCGGUGACCGAUUGACUCUGGUCCUGGAAUUCGUUGGUGAUGUUCGUGAGGGGUUGGCCGGCUUCUACCGCAGCUCGUACAAGCAAGAUGGAGAGACUAGGUGGCUGGGAGUGACCCAGUUCGAGAGGACUGGGGCGCGGAUGGCCAUGCCGUGUUACGACGAGCCGGCCAUCAAGGCGACCUGGGAGUUUACCUUCCGCCCACAGCAAGGCUACAACGUGCUCUUCAACACUCCACUGAUCAACGCCACUGACGACGAAGAUGGAAGACGCACCCUGACCUUCGAGCAGACGCCGGUGAUGAGCGCCUUCCUGCUAGCUUGGGUCGUAUCCGACUUCGUAGGCGUGCAGUCGCCGCUGGAAUCCAAUACGACUGUCUGGACGACCAGGGACACGGCGGCACAGGCAGAGUACCCCAGUGUGAUGGGGCCACGCACCGUCCGCUCCAUGGAGCAGCUGGUGCGUGUUCCGUACAACCACGGCAACCUCACCAAGAUGGACCACGUCGCUGUGCCGGACUUCGCUGCUGGAGCCAUGGAGAACUGGGGGCUGAUCACGUACAGACAGGGGUACCUUCUGGCUCUGGACAACUACACCUCGGAGGCGGCUAAGGAACGGGUGCUGACCGUCAUCCAGCACGAGGUGUCUCAUCAGUGGUUCGGCAACCUGGUCAGCCCCAACUGGUGGUCCGUGCUUUGGCUUAGUGAAGGUUUCGCCACGUUCUUCGAAAGCUUCGGUUCUGCAGUCGUGGAGCCCACCUGGCGAAUCGACGAAGCGUUCGUAGUUACAACCAUGCUUCGCCUAGGAAUUGCCUAUGAUGAAGAUGCUUCAGCACCACCCAUCACCAGCGAGGAUUCUGAUAUCAACAUCUAUUAUAAAGGUGGCUCUAUCAUCAGGAUGAUGCAGAAUUUUAUAGGCACUGAUGCGUUCUACGACGGCCUUCAUAAUUAUCUUUUACAGAACCAGUUCAGCAACGCCACGGAUGACAUCCUGUUCGCGGCGAUGGACGCUGUAGCGUCCUCUUCGGACCUGCCUUCCGACGCGACUGUGUCAUCAGUGAUGCUGCCCUGGGCGCGCCAGGCCGGGUUUCCCAUCAUCACCGUCACCAGGAACUACUCGGACGGCUCUGCUAUCGUCACGCAGAACCGUUGGCUGGUGCCUGCUGAUCCCAACGACGAGACGACGUGGACGGUGCCGGUCACGUACACGUCCAAGUCGGAGGCCGACUUCUCCGCCAGCACGAGACUGUGGCUCACCGACACGACGGCGCGGCUGGACAACGUCGCCGACGCCGCAGCAGACGACUGGGUCAUCUUCAACCUCAACGUCGUUGGGUUUUACCGAGUGCAGUACGACACAGACAACUGGGCUCUGCUAGUGCAGCAGCUCCUGAGCGACCACGAGGUGAUCCCGCCCGUCAACCGCGCUCUGCUGCUGGACGAUGCGAGGGCGCUGGUGCAGUCCGACCUGCUGCCCCUCGAUACGUUUCUCAACCUGACAUCCUACCUAGCCCAGGAGCUGGACUACAUACCCUGGCUGGAAGCCGAAAGCACGCUCAGCUAUCUGUCGUCGAUUAUAGAUGCGGAUGAAUUCGACACUUUGGUGCAGGAGCUGGUCGCAAGCGUGACGAACACGUUGGGCUACGUGGCACAGCCUGGUGAUUCUCACGUCACGCGCGUCCUUCGCGGCAUCGUAUCAUUCCUCGCCUGCACUGCAAAUCAGCCUGCGUGUACCGAGGCAGCCUACAGCCAGUUCCAGCGCUACAUGGCCAAUCCGAAUGACCCAGCCAACUGGGUUGACCCAGAUAUGAAAAGUGUUGUGUACUGCGAAGGUGUGCGCCAGGGUGGUGACGAGGCAUUCCGCUUCUUGCUGCAGCAGUACCGAAACACCAGUGUCAUCUCUGAGAUGAAUGAAAUUGUAACGGCAAUGACAUGCCGGUCUAGUCGUGCAGCUGUCAGACACGUGCUGCAGAUGACUGCAGGUGGCACAGAGGGCAGCAUCCAUCAGAGACACUUACCUAUACUACUGGAGGGAGCACUAAGAAAGCACCAUGGAGAAGCUGUUGCUGCUGCAAUUGAGUUCCUGGUUGACAACCCAAAGGUUCUGCUUUCCCGAUACAUUGACAAGAAGACAAUCAGGAAGCUGCUCACUGACAUCAUCCGUACGACUUGUGACCAACACCUACUUGAUAAAGUAAGCUUGCUGGCAACCUCAAUAGGGAACCAAGAACUGACAUCAGCAGUAUCAUCAAGGCAUACUAGCUUAGUGCAUUGUCAUGCCUUGCAUCAUGCUGCCUCUCAUUGGUUACAGCGCUGGAUACAACAGCGACAGCAUAAUGCUGUUUGAAGAAUAUGACAUACACCUUGCUAUACAAAUCUCAAAUGAUUUACAGUAUAAAAGGAGCUGAGUGCUUCAUGUCUUUAACUGUAUUUUUUUCAUUGUUAUCCAUUCUCAAGAUCCUUUUACCAUUUCCCAAAGUAGCCUGCUGGCAGAUAAAGCUUAUUCAUUGCACAGGAGGGACUUCAUAUUUCAUUAGGAAUGCACAAUUCCAACAAAAACAGACUGCAUGUUUAUACUGUAUCUUUAUACUGUCCCUAAUCUUAAUGCAAAAAUUUGAACAAUUAUUGUAAGGCAUAGCUGCAGAUUCUUGUCUACUUCUUUAAACAGAGUUCAUUCAACUUCACACAGACAUGUGCUUGCCCCACGAUAAUUUUCAAUUUACAUUUUGCACAAUCAUUUAGAUACAUUUUUAGGUUAAGACACAGCUGUAGAUUCUUGUUUAUUCCUUUAACCAGAGAUUAUCAACUUUGCUGGCUAAAACCCAGUCCCACACACUGUUUCUAAAAUGCUGUCUAAACUAUGGAAUCUCUCUCUCCCAAAUGGCCUAACCAUAAAAAUACCCUUCGAUGUGCAUUCCACCCCUCCUGUCACAACGACCUUCAUAUUUUAAAAUUCCAUCAGUCCCUAUCCCUCACAAACCUGAUACCGCAAAAACAUGUCUCCAUGGCAGAGGCUUCCCAGAACCACUUCUAAUCCCUCCACAAGAUACUGGUACUGUGCAAUACUUACCACAUACAUACCAUCUCUGAAAUUGAUACCCUUGCACUCCAACACUGGAGGAGCUUUCCAGACACCACUUUCAUAAACUAUCCAACAUGUUGACAUCUUACUUCCUUCUUGGGGUGCCACUAUGCGUCAACAUUCAUUCUGUUUACAGUGAACCCCUUUCUAACCCUUCAUAGCACCCAGACCCUGCCUAGCUGACCUCUUAAAAUUACCACAUGCUCCACAACUCUCUCCCAAUGCUCCACAAAACCCAGGACCCAAGCAAACCCAAAAACUCUUAUUAUCCUAUCCACCAAAAAAUCCAGUCCCACAGAAGUUUUCAUUCUAUCCAAAGUCCUCACACCUACCAUUAGCCUCACAUCAAAGUUUAACCACAGUAAACUUCACAAAGGCAUGCUUUCAUUCUCCUGAUUACUCCAGUGGAUGCACUUCUUGCUACUAAUCCCUCCAACCAAAGCCAACCUAAUCCCAACAUUGAACUGUGGCUCUUCCAGUUCAUACCACCAUCCAAUCAUGACCCUCUCCCCAUGCUGCUCUCCCAAAUAACCAUCCCCUAGUCAGCUCCCAAGAAUUCCUUACCUCCAACUUGGCCUCACCAUCCUUUCCCAGAACCCUUCCUAAGAACAUUAACCUUUCAGCAGAAGAAAGGACAGCCAUACACAACUUGGAACACAUCCUGACCUAAUCAUCCCACCUGCAGACAGAAGUUCCAUCACUGAUGUAAUGAGUUGCAGGUACUACGUGACAGAAGGUCUCUGCCAACUGUCUGACCACUCCAUCUAUAAGCUCUACCAGAGUGAUCCCAUCCCAGAGGUCCACCAUAACCUCUAGUCCCUACUGAAAUACAUAGACCCUUCCCAGAACCUCUCCCCAAAGUUCAUUGCCCUGAAACCUCCAACAAGACCCCAUACAAGCUCCGCAGAAUCGACAAACCCAAAAAUUCUGUACGUCCCAAUGUAGCUGGCUAUUCUGCUUCCACUAAAAGAAUUUCCGCUCUUGUUGACCAACAUCUCCAACCAACUGCAUGAAACUAGCCUCUCACAUCAAACAUACUAAUCACUUCCUUCACUGACUCUCCACCAUACUCACCCCUUUACCUCCUGGAUCCCUCUUUAUCACUGUUGAUGCCACCUUCCUAUACACCAACAUUCUUCUUGCCCAUGGCCCUAACGCUAUUAAACACUGUCUCUACCAAUGUCCUUCAGAUACCUAACACACCACCUCACUCCUUUUACACCUUAACAACUAUACCCUGACUCACAAUCAUUUUUCCUUUGAAGGGAAGGUAUGCAAACAAAUCUGCAGCACAGCCAUGGGCCUAACUAUGCCAACCUGUGUGUUAGUCUGUUGGUUGGUUUUGGAAUAACCAUGCUGGGAGCAGCCCAACAGCUAACACAAAGCGUAUGAAUCAGUCGGAAAUUUGGGUAAUGAGAGAUAAUUACUACUUGCAGUACUGUAAAUAAAGCAUGGAUUCUCACUGAAACUAAAUUGGUGCCAUGAUCCAUCUUCCUCAUAGCAUAAUAAAAAUGCAACACAUCCUACAAAUACUGAUGUCGAUAAAAAUGAAUAAUGUAUAUAGGAUAAUUUUUCUUACUCUGUCCAUGGAGAUUUUUUAGAAAGUCUGAUUUUCCAGCAGACUUGGUGCUUAACAAAAAGUCAGUUGUUCAAUUAUUAUACAUAUAUAUUUAAUAGAAGUCGCUAUUAGGUUUUACUGACAUCAUUAAUUUAUCUAUAAUUUUCUGUGGUUGCCAAUCAUGCAGUCCAUCCACUAAAUCAUGAUGAUUAGCACAUAUAUAGUUUAACAUGUCUUGCAGCAUGGAAGAAAUUACUGCCUCUUCUU